AUGGCGCGCCAACGGCGUUCGGUGCAUUCGACACGUCUUGUUGCGGGUGUCUUGACGUUAGCAGCACUCGUCUCCUUAUCUCUACUGUUCGGUCUCAGUCUACUGGAUGAAGAACACUCUCAGAUAGCCAUUCCUCUGAAUGCGCAGAGGAACUUGGAGCAGUGUCGGGCUAUAGAUGUCAUGCCCGGUCCUCUGCCUGCUUUCUACGAAAGACAGGUAUCUGACCGGUUUGUACACGGCACGAAGCCUAUCUGGAUACGAAACGCGACCAUAUGGACAGGUCGCGUUCAGGGACUAGAGGUCCUUCAGGGCGAUAUCCUGCUGGCUGAUGGCUUGAUACGGGCCAUCGGUACUGUCAACCCCGAACUGCUGGCCAAAUAUGAGGAUGUGGAGGAGCUCAAUGCGCAUGGAUCUUGGGUGUCGCCCGGGAUCGUUGACGUUCAUUCACAUGUUGGCGUCGAAUCUGCCCCCGCUCUUGACGGUGCCGCGGACGGUAACUCGCUUCAGGGUACAAUCCAGGCGUGGCUUCGCUCCAUCGACGGCCUAAAUACGCACGAUGACAGCUACGCGCUCGCAAUCGCAGGCGGUGUGACUACCUCACUCAUUUUACCCGGUAGUGCGAACGCUAUAGGAGGACAAGCCUACACUAUCAAGCUUAGACCCACAGCCGAGCGUUCACCGACCGCAAUGCUUUUGGAGCCCCCCGUGUACAUCAAUGGCUCUAACCCGGAGUACGUAGGAUGGCAACAUAUGAAGCACGCGUGCGGCGAGAAUCCAUCCCGUGUAUACGGAGCCACACGUCUUGAUUCUGUCUGGGCGUGGCGUGAAGCUUAUAACAAGGCUCGGAUAAUCAAGGGAAAACAAGACGACUAUUGCACCAAAGCCAGAGCCGCAAAGUGGGAAGGUCUAGGCGAUUUCCCGGCGAACUUACAAUACCAACCUCUGAUUGACAUUCUGCGCGGAAAGACGAAGGUUCAAACGCACUGUUAUGAGGCCGUGGACCUGGACAACUUCGUUAGACUCACCAACGAGUUCAGAUUCCCUGUGGCGGCCUUUCAUCACGCACACGAGACCUAUCUCGUCCCUGAUGUUCUGAAGAGAGCGUAUGGAUCAACCCCUGCUGUCGCCAUAUUCUCCGAGUUCCAAGGCUACAAGAGAGAAGCUUAUCAUUCGACACACUUCGCCGCGAAGAUUCUUGACGACGCAGACAUUCGUGUUCUUAUGAAGAGUGACCACUCGGCCAUCAUCUCACGCUACCUACUCCACGAAGCCCAGCAAGCGCAUCACUUUGGUCUCCCGUCCCAUCGUGCGCUCUCGUCCGUGACCGCCACCGCGGCAGAGGUCCUCGGUCUUGACCAUCGCAUUGGGUACCUCAAAACAGGAUACGACGCCGAUCUUGUGCUGUGGGAUAGUCACCCCCUCGCCCUCGGGGCCACCCCAACGCAAGUUUUCAUCGACGGUGUUGCACAACUCACGUCGCCUAUUACGCGACCCAAACCGGCAUCCGCACAAAUCGCACCUCAAACUCCUGAUUACGACGUGGAGGCGGCCGAUACUCUUGCUCGGCAAGGUGAACCCACCCUCGAAGGGAUCAUGCGUGUCACGGACCGCGUUGUGUUCUUGAACGUCUCCGCGGUGUACGUGCGUGGGAAGAAAGAUGUCGAGCAGAUCCGACUUGCCUCCGCCUCGUCCCUUUCGUGCGUCGUGGUGGAAGGAGGGGCCAUUACGAGCGAUGGCUGCGAGGCUGCGACCGAUGCAGGCGUCGUACUUAUCGAUCUGAAGGGCGGGGAGAUCGCCCCGGCGCUCGUCGCGCCGGCGACUAGUAUUGGUCUACAAGAGAUCGCUAUGGAGGAGAGCACUACCGAUGGGCAGAUUUUGGACCCUUUGGUGGAUACUGUUUCGGGUAUCUUAAAAGACACCCUCAUUCGAGCAGUAGAUGGACUGCAAUUUGCUAGUCGCGAUGCGAUAUUGUCGUAUCGCGCCGGUGUGACGACGGCCAUCACCGCCCCGGCUGGUUUUGGGUCUGGCGAACUGGGCCUGAGCACAUCCUUUUCACUCGGUGCCCCCCACGUUCUCGCACCCGGAGCACUUCUUCAGGUCGACUCCGCUCUGCACGUUACAUUGGCACACCCUUCCUCCCCCUCUAUCUCCACGCGAAUUGGCGCGCUGCGCCGCCUACUCCUCGACAACGAGCUUCAGAGAAGGAAGGGUGCUCUAGGAGAGGCAUUCGGACGGGUGGCUCUCGGCAUUACACCCCUCGUUGUGCGCGUCGACUCGGCCGACAUCAUCGCCAGCCUGAUCUCUGUCAAGCGCGAGGUUGAGGAACAGACAGGCGCUCAUCUAAGGCUUGUCCUCGUCGGAGCCAUGGAAGCUCAUCUACUUGCGCAAGAGCUUGCUAGCGAGGACAUCGGUGUACUCGUCCAGGCACGGUCAUUCCCUUAUGUGUGGGAUAGUAAGCGCAUCUUGCCCGGGCCGCCGCUCAGUGAUAAGAGUCAAGUACAGCACUUACUCGACGCCGGCGUACGAGUGGGGCUGAUCCCUCUCGGCAUAUCGGACGCUCAACCUGCUAUGUCGGGAUGGGCAGCCAGGAACUUGAGAUGGGACGCAGGCUGGAUUGCGUUGGAGAGUAACCUCACGCAGGCCCAAGCUCUGUCCCUCGUAUCGUCGAAUGUCGACUCACUGCUUGGGGUUCGUGUUCGUCCACAAGAUGCGGAUUUGGUCGCCACUCAAGGUGGAGGGUUCCUGGAAUUCCAGGGUAAGGUGGUCGGUAUCUUAAGCCCCCGAGUGGGUGGGGUCGACAUCUUUAGCGACCAGUGA
Messenger RNA from Peniophora sp. CBMAI 1063, 2817 nucleotides. The record is from the annotation of a GenBank genome assembly. NCBI's taxonomy places the organism in Eukaryota, Fungi, Basidiomycota, Agaricomycetes, Russulales, Peniophoraceae.